AUGGAACGGGUGCGGAAAGGCAUCGUCCCAGAGGUAGAAGCAGAUGUCCUCCGAAUCUUCCGGAACGUAAGUAGACGUUUGAAAGGCUGGAGGAAGACUGUGGACCUAGACACAAGACCCCAACGGACCGAGCGACUUCUGGACGAGAGCUUCAAGGGCCUUAAAAAUGAUGAUGUCGAUUCCUUUCUGCAGUCCAAGGCAAUGCAAGACUGUAAGGAAGUGUUCACAAAAGCACAGGACGGUAGCGAUAUCACCACCCUUGAGAUGUGCAAAGCGCGAGACUACUUGAUAUGUCUGACCACAAUAAAAACUGGCAUACCACCAGGGGUGCUAGAAACCGUCACUCUCAAACACUACAACACCAUGAAGAGAGAUGACGAAACUGACAAACCUGUGCUCCUUGUUCCCGACCAUAAGAGAGGUGUAGCUGGGCCAGCACUCAUUGGGUUGGACAGUGAAGUCGAAGAGUUAUUCAAGAUCUACGUACAAAAGAUCCGUCCGAAGUUUGGUGACCGCUGUGCAAACCUGUUUGUGACAAGCGACGGACUUGCCUUCACCAAGGGGACCCUUUGCAAAAGACUACCAGAGCUUUGGAGUACAUCGGGGGUGAGGUCUGACCUAAGGGUAACAGCGACGAAUAUCCGAAAAUGGAUUGUCACCACCUGCCACGAGAAGAAGACCAGAGGGGCGAAGUUUGAUGAGGAUAUUGUAAGGCAAGGUCUUUGCCACUCAGACAAAACUGCCAAGUCCUUUUACCUUAGGUCAGACCUCACAUCUGUGGCAGCACAAGCUGUAGAAAUCAUCGCAAUGUGCACCUCCAAGAAGUCCGAAGAGACUCCUGUGAAG
This is a messenger RNA of Porites lobata, 846 nucleotides long. Lineage: Eukaryota; Metazoa; Cnidaria; Anthozoa; Scleractinia; Poritidae. The record is from the annotation of a GenBank genome assembly.